UUAUUUUAGUUUUGUUGUUUGAAUAAUGUUUGAUCACUGAUAUAAACCUGGCAUGAAAAGAUAGGCUCAUUAGAAAUGAGCUGCAUGUUUUUUUUAAUUAUUUAGAUUUAGGAGUUACUCUGAGGAGAGACGAGGGAGCUGGACCUGAUCUGUAGUUCUCAUCCCACUGACUUCUGCUUUAUUUUCCGGCCUGUACAUGAUUCUUUUAUCGCUCAUUUACCCUAUGCCCCACCAGCAGCGCCCUCUCUUUUUGUCUUGCCCCAGGCGGUUAUGUCAGCACUGGACAGCUCCCGUCGUUCCCACGCUCCGCCCACCGUCAUGCAGACUGGCAGGGUGAAACAAGCCUUCACUUUCACUUGCCUUCGCUGGGAGGGACACACACCACUUGAAUGAUUUCCUCUGAGCGGGAGUGCGGGGAGGCUGAUCUCAGCUUUGGAAUGGACACAGGGUCUGAGGUUUUUGAUCCGAUUUUGAAAUUUGUUUCAAGCCCAAGGCUGAAAGUGUUUGUUCUCCCUGGUGUGGAAGGAAGAUGCUGAAAUGGAGAGGAUUCUUGUCCGUAACCGUAACAACACUCUGCUGCAUGUGUGUUUUUAAGUGUUUUCCGUCAGCAGCAGCGGACAGGGAGCGGAUGUGGGAAUGAGCUUCAUAGUUUUCUGGAGGUCCACGGUGUUCCCCGUGCGCUUGCUGUGAACAGGAACCAUGACUCUGGUUGUCGUCCUGCUACUCCUGCACGCAGGACUCGUUUUGGGAUCCAACUACGGCUACGUGGAGUGGUCGGAUAAUGACCGAGACGAGAAGCACCCGACGGUCUUCAGCACCCAGAACGUGAUCGGGGAGGCGCCCAACCAGCCGACCCUGCACCCUGUACCUGCCACCGAGCGCGCGGUGGUGGCGCACAAGAUAGAGGAGGAUUUGCCGAGAGUGGUGACGGCAUUCCUGCACACGGGGAACUCCUCCGCGCUCAAGCAGGUCAACUGUUCCCGGAGGUACGAGCUGAGCAGCCUGCGGGGCGGCCUCCACGUUGCCUCCCACUACUCGCUGCACAGCAUCCUGGACACGCUGGCGCACGCCACCAACUUCCUCAACAUGAUCCAGCAGGACAACAGGUCCCGCGAGCUGCGCAAAGACAGCCACUGGUACCAUGCGUUGGUUCAGAGCAUCUUAGAGGGGGACCCCAAAAUCCACAGGGCGGUGGUGACCCUGCACGCGGAAGCUCCGACACGCGGGCCCCACGUUUUCCUCCAGGCGACGAGGACCGAUAAUGAGGUGGUGCUGCAGGACCUCUCCGGCUCUGCGCAGCGUCAGCUGAAGAGCCGGAGCUCGGAGUCCAGCUGGUUUCACGACUUCAGUGAUGGAAGGAGACCACACGUCCACAGGAGGGUCCCAGAGGGCCCCAGAAGUGUCAAUCACCUUCUGAAAAAGAGUCAGAUCAAAUGGUCGGCUCCUUACCUGGAGUGUGAACACGGCACGUUUGUGCCUCACUGGCUGCUCACGCUGUCUGCUGGUUUUUAUGGACUAAAGAACGACUCCGCUCCAGAGUUCAGGGGUGUUGUCCGAGUAGAUGUGAACCUGCAGGACGUGGACAUCGACCAGUGCUCCAACAAUGGCUGGUUUGCUGGGACUCAUCGCUGUAACCUCACCAGUAUGGAGUGUACUCCCAUCGGCGGCCAUGGGUUUGUUCUGGAUAAAUACAAGUGUCAGUGCAGGAGAGGGUUCUACCAUCCAAGCCAAGCGGUGCUCAACGGAUUUAAAAGUGGGAAACAGAGCUCUAGCAGAGAUGAGAUGUCUGAAGUGUCCAGCAAAUGCCUACCGUGUCGGGACAGCUGCCCCUACUGCCAGGACGACACCCCCUGUCUGGUGCACGAGGACGGGGCUCUGAGGCUCGCCGUCACCUCCUUCCAGGCUCUGUGCAUGGUGCUGGACAUGGCGAGCAUGUUCGUGGUUUACCACUUCAGGAGGAACAAGAGCAUCCGUACGUCAGGCCUCAUCCUGUUGGAAGCCAUCUUGUUUGGGGUGUUGCUGCUCUACCUCCCAGUGAUGAUCCUGUACUUUAAUCCCAGCGUGUUCAGCUGUAUCCUCCUGAGGUGGGUCCGUCUCCUAGGGUUCGCCAUCCUGUAUGGCACGGUCAUCCUCAAGUUGUACAGGGUGUUAAUGGUGUUCCUGUCCCGCACGGCCCAGAGGACGCCCUACAUGACCAGCUGGAGGGUCCUGCAUCUGCUGGUGGUGAUUCUCCUGGUGGUGUUCUGGUUCCUGGUGGCUUGGACCUCCGCUGUGUGUGAGAAACCGGAGCUGAGCCGAGCUCUCAUCACAGUGGGCCUCACUUCAGAGGGACUACAGUUCAGUAUGUGUCUGCUGGACCGAUGGGACUACAUGAUGGCUGUGGCCGAGUUCCUCUUUCUGCAGUGGGGAAUUUACUUGUGUUAUGCUGUUCGCACCGUUCCCUCGGCGUUCCACGAGCCUCGUUACAUCGCUGUGGCCAUCUACAACGAGCUCCUCGUAUCAGCCAUCUUCCACAUCAUCAGGUUCUCUCUGGUGUCCAGACUGCACCCUGACUGGAUGCUGUUGCUGUUCUUUGCUCACACUCACCUGACAGUGACUGUAACUCUGGGUCUGUUGCUUGUUCCUAAGUUCCUGUCUAAAGGCACUCAGGCUAGAGACGAUAUCGCCACCGAGGCGUACGAGGAGGAGCUGGACAUGGGGAGAUCUGGGUCUUACUUCAACAACAGCAUCACAUCAGCCUGGAGCGAGCACAGCCUGGACCCAGAUGAUAUACGGGAUGAGCUGAAGAAACUCUACGCCCAGCUGGAGGUCCACAAGAGGAAGAAGAUGCUCGCCAACAACCCCCACCUCCAAAAGAAGCGCAACUCAAAGAAGGGCCUUGGCCGCACCCUGAUGAAACGCAUUACAGAGAUCCCAGAGACCAUGCACAUCCACCGCCAGUGCAGCCGGGAUGAUGGCAGCGAGCACGGCAGCAACCGCAGCACGCUCAGGAGGAACCUGCUUGAGCAGAGCCAUCCAGGAAAACCUCGAGAUGACUCCCUGAAGGACACUGGCUUGACUAAGUCUCUUAGCUAUGAUCACAUUUGUGAACAGGAAGUAGAAACUGGAAGCCAGACCGGCUCGAUUCCUGGAGACAAGAUGACACCUGUUGGAAACAGUGGCGAGGGAUCUCUUCUGGGUUCCCUCAUUGGUCGCAGACACACCAAGAAGCAGCUGGAACCAGCUGGAGCUCCACCAAGGCUGGAACCGGCGAACUCCACUGAGUCUGUUCCACUCUUCUGGAAAUCAGCCAGUGCUCACAACCUCACCCACGAGAAGAAACCUGUACAUCUGCGGACCUCCAUCAUGCAGAAGUCCCUGAGCGUCAUUGCAAGUGCCAAGGAGAAGAUGCCAGGGCUCGCUAACAAGACUCAGAGCGUGGAGGAUGCCAGCAAGAAAGGUCAGAAAGGUCAGGAGGAGAGCGUGCUGUCGGAGGUGGACGAGACGCCCGAACAUUUCCCAAAAAUGAUCAUCAGCCAAUCGGUGGAGUACUCCAAGAGCCCCAUGAAGAUGGGCAUAAUGAAACAGCAGGUACUUAAUUACAAUGUUAGUGGCAGCCAGCCUUCCAUCUGCUCUGAAACUGGGAGGAACCUCUAUGAUGUGUCAGAGGUUUGUCCCUGGGAGAUGGAAGAAGCACAAACUCCCUCUGAUGCAAAGAGCCAGAAGCACGUGUCCAUUGCUCCCGUAGAAACGGGUCGGAGAGGCAGCAGCAGCUCAGGAACAUCCAAAUCCAGUCGUUCCCGGCAGAGGCAGAAACCUGGACAGUCCCCAUCCAGCAAACGUCGCUCAAAGGAAAAAGGAGGAGAAGGUUUGGAAGGGAGGGAGACACGGAAAUCCCGGUCGCCCAAGUCGCCUCUUCCUAUUAAGGCGGAUGUGUCACCCUGGGAGUUUGAUGAGCAGCCGAUGCUUGGAGGAGAAUCCGAUUCCAUCUCUCCUGACAGGAUUAGGAGGAAGAAAAGUGUCACCCCUACUGAUGGGAAGCCUAAAGGGCUCCAUUCAGAUCACUCCAAGUCCACAGGAAGCUUGUUGCAGCCUCCGUCUUUCAUGGUGGAAAUCUGCCCCUGGGAUUACACCAGCCCACCUUCACCCAAGCAGGAGAAGACCUGCAGCAGUCCCAUCACACAUAAAAGGAAACGGAAAGGCUCCUCCUCUUCCAGUCACAAAUCAGAAAAGGAGAAAAUUAGCGAGAAAGGCAGGGAGAGGCGGAGCUCGUCCAGCAAGCCAUCAUCAGAGAGGAGACGGGUCAGCCAGUCAUCGGAGGGCGGUGGGCCUGCUUCGGGGUGCCGGAGGAGCUCCACGAGGGACAACGAGCUGAUCUCCCGGGAUGUCGAAGCUCACACACACGGCAGCUUGAGCCAGACUAAAAAAUCACCAGAAAAGAAGGAGCGGUCUCUGCGUCACAAACCUGCUGUCCUCAGCAGUGCUAAAGUCUCAGAUGUUUGCCCGUGGGACAUUCCAGAGCAGGAUUCAGGGGAGAGGGCGUGAGUUUGAUCUUUACUCCCAGGCUGAGAGCACAAAGAACGGGCAAACGGGGAUUUUAGUGAGAUCUUUUUGUAAGCAAAGGACCGUUCAUGUUGUUCCAACGUUACAGCAGACUGUACUGUUAAGGGUUGGGAAUUCAAUCUUAGGGUUCACGUUUUUAUCGACACCAUUUGUCAGAGUUUGUAUGUUUUGUCACAUUUAAUACUCGGGAGAUUUGUACGAGAUUCACUCCUGCAUUUAGCACCAUGACAAUCAUGAGUUCGUAACCUCAGCCAUGAACCACAUUUACGUAUUUUAGCUUUCAGAAGCAAACAGCUGCUUUUUGUUUUUAGGUUAAAUGCAUAAUUCAUGGUGUGAAAAUGAUGUUUGAUCAAAUCAUUUUGAGAAUAACAGAAGAUUUAGCUGAGGAAAUCUGUAUGGUUGGUAAAAGUUCGUUGUGCUUUUCUAAACGCUGUCGCAUGAAACACUACAGUGAUGUGGAAAUGUGUUUGACUCCUUUUGUACACUUAAAUGUUUCUGUUCAACAAACAAACGUCAUAAUUAGACAAAGAUAACCUGAGUAAGCACAAACACGGUUUUCCUGGGAUGCUUUCAUUUGUUCCCAGAACAAACCCACUCAGACCAACCUGGUUAUGUGAUCCCUGGUUAAAGCAUGAAUCGUGAUCAUUAAACUGAUUUCAGUUCCACCAACUCCACCCAAACCCAAUUUCUCCCAGACCUGUACAAAGAAGAAAUCAUCCAUCCAUUUUCUGAACCCACUUUGUCCACGUAGGGUCGCGGGGUGGGGGGGUGGGGGGGGCUGAUGCCUAUCUGCAGCAGUCACCGGGCAACUAGGCGGGGUACACCCUGGACAGAGAGCCAGUCCAUCUCAGGGCAACAUAGAGACACACAGGACAAACAAUCAUGCGCGCACACACACACACACACACACACACACACACACACACACACACACACACACACACACACACACACACACACACACACACACACACACACACACACACACACACACACACACACACACACACACACACACACACACACACACACACACACACCUAAGGACAAUUUAGACAGACCAAUCAACCUGACAGUCAUGUUUUUGGACUGUGGGAGGAAGCCGGAGUCCCCGGAGAGAACACACAGUACGGUAUCAAGCAUCAAACAACAAUUAAUUUUUUUUUGUCAACUUUUGAUGUUGCUGGUAUUUGUCAACAUAUAAAGCACAAAAUGUACACAAAUGGCUGAAACUGCCUAAAAGUUUUUUCCCUGUUCACUUCAUAUUCUUGGGCUGGACUCCCCAUAUAUAUAUAUAUAUAUAUAUAUAUAUAUAUAUAUAUAUAUAUAUAAGAAACUGAAUAUGAGUAAGUAAUCGUCUUUGAUUGAUCUGAAAGCAACGAGAGUCAUCGUUCUUGUCCUGUGAUCAGCCGCCCACCACCUACGGCUGUCAAAAGCAGCACUCGGCUCAGGUUCAUCCCGCUUCUGUGUGCAUGGCCGAAUGUAAAAACUCACUCAAAAACAUUUUUUGAAGUACUUAUGAUCUUUUCAAACACAUUUUUUUCAAUUACACAUGCAUUUUAUCCUGUAUUCCUGUAAGGCUUCAUAAAUAAACAUGACCCACCAUAAGAUGAGAUGUUUCAUGUUCGUCAUUAAAAUGAUCAUAGCAUCCACAUGCUGUUUAUACUGUGUUGCAUGUACAUAAAGUAAAUGAUGUUUAGGAAUUAAAUGUUUCUAUAAAACAGC
Molecule: messenger RNA, 6267 nt
Organism: Nothobranchius furzeri (turquoise killifish)
Lineage: Eukaryota; Metazoa; Chordata; Actinopteri; Cyprinodontiformes; Nothobranchiidae
Product: metabotropic glycine receptor
Biological process (GO): G protein-coupled receptor signaling pathway
Cellular component (GO): membrane
Molecular function (GO): G protein-coupled receptor activity
Source: RefSeq, a predicted model, not a curated record